AUGGAGUUAAAGACUAGCCUUUGUGAAUACGAAAAAGCUUUCGGUCAAAUGAUCAGUUUAACUAAAUCCUCUGUUAUGUUUACUCCUAUUGUUGAUAUGGAUUGUAGAACUGGUUUGUGUAACGUUUUGGGUGUUGAGGAGGUGGAUAAUCAUGGAACUUAUCUUGGUAUGCCAUCUGUUAUUGAUAGAGAGAAAAUACAAGUUUUUCAAUAUGUUGUUGAGAAAGUUUCUAAAUGUUUGAAACGAUGGAAAUCUAAAUUGCUUUCGACAGCAGAUACAUGUAGAGAACUUGAGAUAACAAUGAAUCGAUUUUUUUGGAAAUUUGGUAAUAGAACCGGUUCGGGUUUGAGAUGGAUGCAGUGGGCAAGAAUAGCUAUUCCAAAAAUUCAUGGAGGUCUUGGAUACCACUUUCACGUAUUGCAAGAAGGGAUUAGUGGUAUUGGAAAUCUAAUCGAAAUGGAUAGUAUUCAGUCAAUGAGGGAUACAAGCUAG
Messenger RNA from Manihot esculenta (cassava), 492 nucleotides. RefSeq lists its product as uncharacterized. The record is from RefSeq and is a predicted model, not a curated record. The transcript is spliced from 3 exons. Lineage: Eukaryota; Viridiplantae; Streptophyta; Magnoliopsida; Malpighiales; Euphorbiaceae. The coding region runs from base 1 to 492 and encodes 163 amino acids.